This is a messenger RNA of Aureobasidium melanogenum CBS 110374, 1353 nucleotides long. RefSeq names its product zf-DHHC-domain-containing protein. NCBI's taxonomy places the organism in Eukaryota, Fungi, Ascomycota, Dothideomycetes, Dothideales, Saccotheciaceae. The record is from RefSeq and is a predicted model, not a curated record. Gene Ontology annotation, biological process: peptidyl-L-cysteine S-palmitoylation; protein targeting to membrane. Gene Ontology annotation, cellular component: endoplasmic reticulum; Golgi apparatus; endoplasmic reticulum membrane. Gene Ontology annotation, molecular function: protein-cysteine S-palmitoyltransferase activity. The coding region runs from base 1 to 1353 and encodes 450 amino acids. The transcript has 5 exons.
AUGCCCUUCACCAUACAGCAGUGUGCAAUCCCUGCAGUGACUUUUCUCAUCUGCCUCAUAGCAUACCCGUCACAAUGGUUGCUUCGACGACUUGGCCCUCAACCCCUGACAAAACAGCAAUCCAUCAUACUUCAUCUAUAUGCUUUGGUCAUCUUGUUUUGCUAUUACAAGGCGUGUUUUACGGAUCCUGGUAGAAUCCCGAAAGACUGGAUUUCGAGACAGAGCGAGAAGACCGAAGAGAAGAAACUCCAGGACGGACGCCAACGCCAAAGAUGGUGCCGUAAAUGUCAGGCUUAUAAACCGCCGCGGGCGCAUCACUGCAAGACAUGCGAAAGGUGCAUUCCCAAAAUGGAUCACCACUGCCCCUGGACAGCCAAUUGUGUCUCCCAUACUACCUUUCCGCACUUUGUUCGUUUCUUAUUCUACGCCGUCGCUGGUAUGUCGCAUCUCGGAUGCCUUCUCUGGUCACGGAUGUACCAUCUAUGGACACAGAGAGAUUUGCCGAGUUAUCUUGGUCCGAGUCCUACCUUAUUGUUCGGCCUUUUCUUCAUCACCGCCCUGAACUCUGUAGUCGUCUUUGCGCUUUUCAUUCUGCUUGUUCGCACAUUAUGGUGCCUAGGUGCUAACACAACCACUAUUGAGGGAUGGGAGAUCGAGAGACAUGAGACGUUGCUUCGCCGUGCGAGGUAUCUAGGUGGAGUUCUCGAAGGUCCCAAUGGCACUAAAAUACCCAUCACCAGACAGGAGUACCCAUGGGACAUUGGAAUUUUCUCGAAUAUCGCUCAGGGUAUGGGUAGCUGGAAUCCUCUUGCCUGGUUCUGGCCCUUCUCAUUCACCCCAUCCAUUGAGAGUGGACUACACUUCGAAGAUAAUGGUCUUGAAGCUCCUGGUACUACGUGGCCACCCCCAGACCCAGAUCGAAUGUUUCGUAUGGCGCCUACAGAAAGAGCUUUCGAUCCUUCCAACGCUUUCACUCAUUCAAUGGACCCUGAAGAGGUCUAUAAGAGGCAACAAGCUGAUCGCAUGCGUCCCUCUCCUGCUACAGAUACCUCCGAGCUUCGACGCAGGCAGCCCUUCCACGUGCGUUAUGAUAAGCAAAAUGCUCAGAAGCGUCGCGACGAAGACUAUGUUUAUGGCACUGACUAUGAAUCGGACUGUGAAGACCAAGAGCAAGAGGCUUAUGACUGGCAACCAAAACCAGGAGAAGGUGAAGAAGGUUGGCGAAACUCGGAGGGUGAGAGAUUGAACGACUUCGGCGUUGACGAAGACGUCGAGUUCUACGAUGAGGACGAAGUGCCUCUUGGUGAGCUGAUGAAACGGAAGAAUUUGGCCAAUGAUGGCUCAAAAUACUGA